AUGUCCAACUCUUCACGUCCCGCUUCUCAGCCUAUCCACAAGCGAUCCCACGACGACAUUGACAUCUCCGAUGCUAAACGUCCUCAUCUUAUGCUUGCGCAAGUUUCUGAUAACGACACGGACGAACUCUGCUUUAUGAGGGACUGCGGAACCUUAGCGUUGCUCAUGGAAUUCAAAUACGAGCUGGGUGCAGUCGAGCACCUCUCCGAUCAGCAUGCUGCCGACAUUCUCUGGGCGGCCGUCGCACAGGGCCACUGGCGGGCCACCCAUAAAGAUUGGCGCGUUACUAACUUCGAUGCUAGCAACAAUGAACGUCUGGCUUAUUUUUCACAAGCGACGUCUAUCACUGGGCCUCAACUUAGGGAUGCCUUACGUGAGGCCUGGAAUGAUCGGAAAUUCAAACACAUUCGGAACGCUGCCUUCUUAAAGCGGCCAUAUAUCGUUCCACGGGACAUCAGAGAGAUGGAAAAUGAAACGGUAACUGCUAUCCGCGUCGCGUGGAGGACGUCGUACGUCACUGACAGCGCCCAUUAUCUGUACGACCUCGUCUUAAAAAUGAAGCGGAAUACAUGGACACAAAACCGUAGACACGAUUACGACAACACUAUGGCGAUAAUUCAGAGCUCGGGGACAGGUAAAUCUAGGAUGGUAGAUGAGACAGCACGCCUUGUGUUUACUCUCCCUUUCAACCUACGCUCUGAACUUGCGUCCCGAGCUUUGGCGUAUCCUCCUCCUGAUCGGGCCGUUCGCGGAUACAUGUGUACCAAUCCACGUGAGGAUGUAGUUCACGUUCGAUACCAUUUGUUCCUCGGAUGCCUGUUUCGGCUGGCCAAAGAGGAGCUCGAAGCAGUCUACCAGGGCCCAAAGAUCUCUCAAAGGGAACUAGCGACCCUGUGGCGAGGCCAUCUUGAGGAGGAAGGUGUACGCGAUGGAUUUUAUGGGCGCAUUGUCGAAAUUUCUGAAAAAAUGGUUGCGUGCAAUUACACUCCGAUAACUACUAUAAGGGAUGGCACAAUCGAAGACAUGAAGAAAUUUGCACAAACCCUCGCCUCUAAGGUUGAUAAACUCACGGACACCGUCAAUAUCUUCUUAUAUUUCGACGCGGCGCACGAGUUAACUCGGGCUCCAUGUAUCGAAGGCACAAAAUCUCUCUAUAAAGUGCUACUUUCAGUUCUGAACGACUAUACCGACUUCCCAAUGUUCGUUGUGUUUCUUUCAACCACGUUUCGUAUCAGCAACUUCACGCCUUCAGGAGGGACCGAAUAUUUCGACGGUGCCACAGUAUCAAGCGGAGCACACCAAGCUCCCAUCACCGAAACCCCUUUCGAUUGUGCGCCCAAUAUUAUUGUCAAGCAGGACGCUCACACCCGGAAGGAUGUCGCAGAUGUGCGAUUCAUGUCGCGAUUCGGUCGACCGUCCUUCAGCUUUUGGACAUUCAUGAACCAGAUCUCAGAGAUAGAAAAGAAUCGCGCCAUCCAUUCGUUCCUCUGUACUCUCCGCAGUAAGCUCAUACAGGAGACAGACUACACAAAGCCACUCGAAGAUUGCAGUUCGUUCGGGCGACUAGCUGUGGCAGACGUUCGACUUUGUCUGCAGUACAUUGAAGGGAACGGGGCGUUUGACGUGCAAGCGCGUCUCAUUGCAAGCCAUAUGCGCCUUGCCUUUUCAGCCCCUGUACAUCGUCAGUAUCUCCGUUCUGGUUAUCCUAGCGAACCAAUGCUAGCCGAGGCUGCUACACAACAACUUCGCCUUUGGCGCAAGAAGAGGCGGACGGCGCUGCUCGAUAUACUCUUCGAACAUAUGGAACGUGGCCUUCUGGAUCGGGGUGAACGGGGAAAUGUUGUCGCCCGCAUGCUCGUCACUGAAGCGUAUGAUCUCGCGGUAGCUGAGAAAACUCAUCCCCCUUUGACGCCUGAUGAGCAGAGCCGAUUUUUCAGCUUGGGUUGCCACCUUCUGGAUUGGAUAGAGAAAUUAUUUUCAGAAGGGCGCGCUCAACAGAUCCUCGAGAGCUAUCCAGCGAACUGCAAAGGACAGAAGUUCAAAGACAUCUUCAAGGACGCAUGGAUCCGGUUUACGCACUUCGUCAAGUCUGCAGACGAUCACGUAAUCAAUACGCACUCUAUGUUCGCAGCAUUCGCUCGAGGCAUGGCGUACAUCUGCCAGAAAGGCGGAAGCUUCAUCGACAUCCUCGUUCCUGUCCUGCUCCGUGACGUGAAGCUCGGUUCCUCGGUCAUGACCGCCAUUUUUAUACAUGUCAAGCGACGCGACAGAGCUGGAAACUACAUGAUAGACGUUGAAGAUCUAGGCUUCUUCCACCCCGAACCCGUUGGCAGAUUUCCGGACGGAGAUGACCGCCCAUACAUCACGAUCGUCAUGGAUCUCGGCGUACGAAACACUCUCUCGGCCUAUGCUGCUAAACCUGCAGCACAGCAGAUGAUCAAGGAAAACCAGACCACCGAUGGAGGAAAGGACUUCUCUCAGGUGUCGGAUACCUCGACUCGACUCGACCUUCGCCCCGUUCCCGGCGUGACCCAUCCCCGCUACGCGAUCCACGUUUCCGGAUGCUCUGACACGAAUUACGGGGUCAUCGAUGAAUCUGACCGGGAGAAGUACAAGCAGCUCCUCCGCAUCAACGAGUUCCUAUACGAGCAUCCACGUCCAGAGACCAUUCCCAGGGUGAUGGCACAAGAGCCAUUCUUCGCACUUGGCUCGAACAGCUACUCCUGGGUGGAGUCGGAUGUGCUCAACGCGAGGGACCCUGCGAAUGCUGACGAUGAAGAGGAUGAGGAUGAGACGUUCCAUAUUAGUGAACACACCGACAAUUUCACGCGUAGCGAUUGA
Molecule: messenger RNA, 2841 nt
Organism: Stereum hirsutum FP-91666 SS1
Lineage: Eukaryota; Fungi; Basidiomycota; Agaricomycetes; Russulales; Stereaceae
Exons: 7
Coding region: 1-2841 (946 amino acids)
Source: RefSeq, a predicted model, not a curated record